This is a messenger RNA of Lathyrus sativus (Indian pea), 1965 nucleotides long. Lineage: Eukaryota; Viridiplantae; Streptophyta; Magnoliopsida; Fabales; Fabaceae. The record is from the annotation of a GenBank genome assembly.
AUGGAAGAUACAUCAAAAUACGCACACAGUCCUGUACACGUGGCAGUUGCCAACUCCGACCACGCUUUACUCCGCCGUCUCGUUUCCGCCGUCCCUAAUCUUCCCAAACCCGGCGAUGUCACCACCGAGUCCGAAUCUCUCGCCGCCGAGAUUCAAGCCGAUAAAGUAUCAGCCGUCAUAGAUCGCCGUGAUGUCCCCGGUAGGGAAACCCCUCUCCACCUUGCGGUACGUCUUAGGGAUCCAAUCUCCGCCGAGAUUUUAAUGUCUGCCGGCGCCGAUUGGAGUCUUCAGAACGAACAAGGUUGGAGUGCUUUACAAGAAGCGGUGUGCAAUAGAGAGGAAUCAAUUGCUCUUGUUAUUGCGCGUCAUUAUCAGCCUCUUGCUUGGGCUAAAUGGUGCCGUAGAUUGCCUCGGAUUAUUGCUUCCGCUUCUCGGAUUCGUGAUUUUUAUAUGGAGAUUUCUUUCCAUUUUGAGAGUUCUGUUAUUCCUUUUAUAGGUAGAAUUGCACCUUCUGAUACUUACCGUAUUUGGAAACGCGGUUCUAAUCUUCGUGCUGAUAUGACAUUAGCUGGUUUUGAUGGGUUCCGUAUUCAACGGGCUGAUCAGAGUUUUUUGUUUCUUGGCGAGGGUUACACUUCGGAGGAUGGUAAUGUUAAUCUUCCACGUGGUUCUUUGCUUGCUCUUUCUCAUAAGGAGAAAGAAGUUACCAAUGCUUUGGAAGGAGCGGGUGCGCAACCUACUGAUGCGGAAGUUGCUCGGGAGGUUUCUAUGAUGUUUCAGACUAAUAUGUAUCGGCCGGGUAUUGAUGUUACUCAGGCGGAGCUUGUUCCGAAUUUGAAUUGGAGGCGUCAAGAGAAGACCGAGAUUGUUGGAGAUUGGAAGGCUAGGGUUUAUGAUAUGCUCAAUGUUAUGGUCAGUGUGAAAUCGAGGCGGGUUCCGGGUGCUUUGAAUGAUGAAGAGGUUUUUGCUAAUGGAGAGGGGUAUGAUGAUGUGUUGACUGCGGAGGAAAGAGUACAAUUGGAUUCAGCGUUAAGGAUGGGGAAUUCUGAUGGUGUUUGUCAGGAUGAAGAACCUGGAGGAGGAGAAGGAUUUGAUGGUCGCGAAAAUGUAUAUGAGAAUUGUGAAGGCAAUGGUGUGGUUAAAGAGAAGAAAGGCUGGUUUGGAUGGAACAAGAAAAGCUUGAAGAAUGGUGGUCAUGAACAUGAGGAUUCAAAGAAGUUUUCAGUGAUGGGCCAAGAAGGUAGCAACCAGAGAUCAAGUGAUCAACAAAAUCUACAGCCUGAGUUUCAGAAGGAGGAUCAUGGAGAUAAGAACCCGAAGAAAGGAAAGGAUCAAAACUUGAAAAAGAAAAAGAAGAAAGGAGCAAGUAAAGAGUCUAAGAGUGAGAGCGAGUUCAAGAAGGGUGUAAGACCUGUCUUGUGGCUGACACAAGACUUCCCUUUGAAAAUAGACGAGCUUCUUCCGUUACUUGAUAUCUUAGCAAACAAGGUGAAGGCUAUUAGGAGGCUCAGAGAACUUUUGACAACUAAACUUCCUCAAGGAACCUUUCCCGUCAAGGUAGCUAUUCCUAUAGUCCCUACUAUAAGGGUUAUUAUCACUUUUACAAAAUUUGAGGAACAUCAGACGACACCAGAGGAAUUUUCAACACCACCCACUAGCCCAGCUUACUUCCAGGAUCCCAAAUCCAAGGAAUCAGAAGGGUCGUCAUCCUGGAUUUCGUGGAUGAAAGGAAAUCACAGUGUGCUAUCUAGUGACUCUGAUAGUCAUAGUCUCAGUCACAGAUAUAAGGAUGGAGUAGACCCUUUCGUUAUUCCUUCAGACUACAAAUGGGUGGAUGCAAGUGAGAGGAAGCGUCGCAUGAAGGCAAAAAGAGCCAAAAGUAAGAAAAAUAAGAAGCAGACAGUCUCUAAAGGAGGGGAUGGAGCGCAACAGGGGAGUGAUGAUGUGGGAGAAUUAAACCAAUAG